Engraulis encrasicolus (European anchovy) is the source of this 1953-nucleotide messenger RNA. It is a transcript of the gene esrrb, whose product is annotated as estrogen-related receptor beta. The record is from RefSeq and is a predicted model, not a curated record. Gene Ontology annotation, molecular function: zinc ion binding; steroid binding; nuclear receptor activity. Gene Ontology annotation, biological process: regulation of transcription by RNA polymerase II; nuclear receptor-mediated steroid hormone signaling pathway. Lineage: Eukaryota; Metazoa; Chordata; Actinopteri; Clupeiformes; Engraulidae. The transcript is spliced from 9 exons. Bases 82 to 1419 code for a protein of 445 amino acids. Gene Ontology annotation, cellular component: nucleus; chromatin.
AAGUCCCUGUCCCACACUCUGGGCCGGCUACUCAGCCCCCUGGCCUCGCUGGACCCCUCGCACUUCUGGUUGCUGAACAGAAUGGCGGCCGACGAGCGCCACCUAGUGUCCAGCUGCGGCUCCUACAUCAAGACGGAGCCCUCUAGCCCCUCCUCCCUCAUCGACACCGUCAGCCAUCACAGCCCUAGCGGCCAAUCAGACGCCAGCGGUGGUGGUGGCGGCUACGGUAACGGCCUGACAGGCCACCCCAACGGUCUGGACUCGCCGCCCAUGUUCACGCCGGGCGGCCUGGGCGUCGUAGGAGGAGGCCCCAACGCGGCGGCGUGCCGCAAGCGCUACGAGGACUGCUCCGGCGGCGGCGGCCUCAUGGAGGAUUCGAGCAUCAAGUGCGAGUACAUGCUCAACUCCAUCCCCAAGCGCCUGUGCCUGGUGUGCGGCGACAUCGCCUCCGGCUACCACUACGGCGUGGCGUCCUGCGAGGCGUGCAAGGCCUUCUUCAAACGCACGAUACAAGGAAAUAUCGAGUACAGCUGUCCGGCCACCAACGAGUGCGAGAUAACGAAACGGAGACGCAAAUCCUGCCAAGCCUGCCGCUUCAUGAAGUGUCUAAAGGUCGGCAUGCUAAAAGAAGGUGUUCGUCUGGACAGGGUGAGGGGGGGUCGGCAGAAGUACAAGAGGCGGUUAGACAUGGAGAGCAGCGCCUACCUGGGCCUCACGGUCCCUCCCCCCGCCAAGAAACCACUGACCAAGAUCGUGUCUCACCUGCUGGUGGCAGAGCCAGAGAAGAUCUAUGCGAUGCCCGACCCCAGCAUGCCCGAGAGCGACAUCAAGGCCCUCACCACCCUCUGCGACCUCGCCGACCGGGAACUAGUCGUCAUCAUCGGCUGGGCCAAGCACAUCCCAGGUUUCUCGACUCUCUCGCUGGGAGACCAGAUGAGUCUAUUGCAGAGCGCGUGGAUGGAGAUCUUGAUCCUGAGCAUCGUGUUCCGCUCGCUGCCCUACGAGGAUGAGCUGGUGUACGCGGAGGACUACGUGAUGGACGAGGAGCACUCGCGACUCACCGGCCUACUAGACCUUUAUGUAGCCAUACUGCACCUGGUCCGCAGGUACAAGAAGCUGAAGGUGGAGAAGGAGGAGUUUGUCACACUCAAAGCCAUCGCACUCGCCAACUCAGACUCCAUGCACAUAGAGGACGUGGAGGCAGUGCAGAAGCUCCAGGACUCGCUGCACGAGGCGCUGCAGGAGCUGGAGACCGGCCAGCACGGCGAGGACCCGCGACGGGCGGGCAAGCUCCUCAUGACCCUGCCCCUGCUGCGCCAGACGGCCCACAAGGCCGUGCAGCACUUCUACAGCAUCAAGGUGCAGGGCAAGGUGCCCAUGCACAAACUCUUCCUGGAGAUGCUGGAGGCCAAGGUCUGAUGAAGGUCAAAACCACGGUCAAGGACAAGGUCGUCAUCAAGAUCAAGGUCGUUCAAUGAAAAGGAGGGAGGUCGUUCAAGGGUGAUUUGACUCAAUGGGAUUGGACCUGGAAGACAUUAGACAGUAUAAUCCCCAUCCCACCCGAUGGGCCAGGUGCAGGACAAUGACAGCAAAUCCAAGUGAAAAAGAAAUGAAGUCCGCGACACUGCUUGUCUACUGUGUAUUUAAUAGAGCCCUGAAGGUCGAAACGUUGCUCUAUUAAAUACACAGUAGACAAGCAGUGUCGCGGACUUCUUUUUCACUCUGAUGAAGGUCAAACUACUGUCAAGUUCGUCGUCAAGAUCAAGGUCGUUCAAUGAAGGUUGUUCAAGGAGGGAGGUCGUUCAAGGGUGAUUUGACUCAAUGGGAUGGGACCUGGAAGACAUUAGCCAGUAUAAUCCCCUUAUAGAUGCACUGUUGGUUUUUGGGGGUGAACUUCAAGCAGAGUCAAGAGAGUUUCUUUGAACUUUUAAUGUUGACUGUUGUUUUGGGGCG